AUGGGCGACGUGAAGUUGAACUCUGACCCCUCCUGCUCGUCCUCCCCUCCCUCCGGCGUCUCCCCUCCCUCGCCGGAGUCCUCCUCCAUCCCCUUCAGAAACGGAGUCAUGCCUUUCAUGCUCUCUGUCAGCGCGGAGCAUCUACAGAGGUUCAAGCAGCUUUUACUGGAGGAGAACCCCAGACCCAACUGCACCCCACUCACCUGGGACCAGCUGAAGUCAGUCCGCUGCGGGGAGGUGGUCCAUCUGCUGACCGAGUACUUCCCAGGACGGCGCGCCUGGGAGGUGGCUCAUGACAUCUUCGCCAAGAUGAACCAGACGGGGCUUUGUGUUCAGAUACAGAGGGAGCUGAACGAAAUUUCACCUAACUUGGAACCGGAGGACUUGAACCAGAGAAAGAGGGAGCUGACUUUGGAGGAAGAUGAGUCUGAUAAAAUUCGGGAGUACAAGGCACGUGUGAUGAGUGAGCACUCCACCCUGUGGGACAGGACAUCCUGGCCUGGGAACAAUGUGGGCUUCUUUUACCAAGAGCCCUGCAGAGAAGACGUCCUCCUGCAGUGUCUUCUCCUGCCCAGAAAACCCCAAGGAAGACAGCCCAAGACCGUGGUCCUUCUGGGAGACGCUGGCCUCGGGAAGACCACCGUGGCCAAAAAAGUGAUGCUGGAGUGGGCAGAGGGCAAGUUCUACGCCCACAAGGUCCGGUUCGCCUUCUACCUCCGCUGCCAGGAGAUGGACGGGCCGGAGGAGCGGAGCUUCUCCGAGCUGAUCGCCUGCAAGCUGUCCGGGUCUCUGGCUCUCGCGUCUAGGAUCCUCUCCCACCCGGAACACCUCCUCCUCCUGGUGGAUGGCUUUGAGGAACUAACCUUGACCCUCGUAGACAGACCGGAGGACCUGAGCCAAGACUGGAGCCAGAAAAUGCCUGGGUCCGUCCUCCUGCCCUCUCUGUUGAGCAAAACGAUGCUCCCUGAUGCCACGAUCAUCGUCUUCCUGAGGUUCAACUUGUGGAAGACCGUGAGUCCCUUUCUGAAAGACCCCUCUCUGAUCACCCUGACGGGCUUCAGCGCGCCGGAGCGAUCCAGGUAUUUCAGGUCGUACUUCAAAAACGGGCGCGAUGCCGACACGGCCCUGCGCUUCGCCAUGGGCAGCGCCGUCCUCUUCUCCAUGUGCCGGGCCCCCGUCACCUGCUGGCUGGUCUGCUCCUGCCUGAAGCAGCAGAUGGAUCGGGAUGGCAGCCUGCCGCAGGCUUUCCCCAACGCCGCGGCCGUGUUCGUCCACUGCCUCUCCGGCCUGUUGCCGACCCAGGUGCGGCACGCCGUCAGCGAGACCCACCAGGAGCAGGUGAAACGCCUGUGCUCCCUGGCCGCGGAGGGCAUGUGGAAGAACCAGUGGGUGUUCGGUGAGACGGAUUGCAGCCUGGCCAGACUGGACGAAAGGGACGUCGAGCUGUUUCUCAGGGUGCGGUUCCUCCGGAGGGUGGCGGCCGACAGGGACCUCGUCGCCUUCACCCACCCGAGCUUCCAGGAGUUCUUUGCUGCCCUGCUCUUCAUCCUCUGCUUCCCGCAGCAGCUCAGGAAUUUCAAAGCGUUGGACAGCUUCCGCGUCCUACAGCUGCUCGCUCAUCCCGGGAGAUGGAGAAACCCCCUGGCCGGAAUGGCGCUCUUCCUGUUUGGCCUGUUGAACGACACGUGCACCCUCGCGGUGGAGCAGCUGCUUGGGUGCAAGGUGUCCCUGGGGAACAAGAGGAAGCUGCUGAGGAUCGCCGCCCUGCCGCCCGACAGUGACCCCCCGGCCCCACACCACAGGCUCCCCCAGCUCUUCUACUAUCUGUACGAGAUCCGGGAGGAGGUCUUCGUGGGUCAGAUCCUCCAUGACUGUCGUAAGGCUCUGCUGGUCAUCAGCAAGAUCAGGGACCUGCAGGUCUCCGCUUUCUGCCUCAAGUUCUGCCGACGUCUGCAGGAGAUAGAACUGACCGUCGCCAAAACGACCAGCCUCUCGCCAGGCCCUCUUCCUUCUCCCCAACCAGAAGGCAGUGACAGGCAUUCCUUCUGGUGGCAAGAGUUCUGCUCUGUGUUUAGAACACACGAAAGUUUGGAAGUCCUGACUGUGAAAGACAGCGUGAUGGACGCAGAGACCGUGGAGAUUCUCGCCGCAGCACUGAGGCAUGCACACUGUAACCUCCGAAAGCUGAUCUUUAGGCAUGUGGGCUCCCUCGUGGUGAGUGAAGGCAUCAUCAGAGUUCUGGUGGAAAACCAGUACCUGAGACACUUGGAAAUAGAAAACACGCAGAUGAGACGCCAAGUGACAGAUGCCCUCUGCACCACCCUGAAACACCCGCGGUGCUUUCUGCAGACUCUCAGGCUGGACGGUUGCCCAUUUGACCCCACCAACGGGGCUGACCUCGCCUGGAGUCUCAGGAAGAACAUCCACCUGAAGACCCUGAUGCUGAGACGCGGCUGCCUGGAGAGGGGCGAGCCGUGUGUCCCCGUGUUGGUGCCCCAGCUGGAGAGGCUGUCGCUGGAGAACUGUGACCUCACGUCGCUUUCCUACAGAAGUCUUGCCUUUUCUCUCGUGAGUAACCAGAGUCUGACCCACCUGAGCCUGGCAGAAAACGCCCUGCAGGAUGACGGGGCGAAGGAGCUCUGUAAAGUCUUACGAAACUUUCCGUCUCCUCUGCAGAGGCUGGUGGUGAGGAAUUGCACCCUGACCUCCGAGUGCUGUCAAGAUAUAGUGUCUGUUCUUGAUAAAAAUAAAAACCUGAGAAGUCUGGACCUUGGCUGUAACAGCCUGAGGGACACCGGCGUGAUCCUGCUCUGUCAGCACCUGUUGAAACCUGACUCUCGCCUCCAGGUUCUCGAGCUGGGGGAGUGCCAGUUCACCUCCGCCUGCUGCCCGGCCCUCACCUCCGUGCUCCUCCACAACCAGAGCCUGCGGCACCUGGACCUCAGCGGAAACAGCGUCGGGCCCCAGGGCGCCAAGCUCCUGCAGGACGCGGCCCUGAAGAGGACGCUCGGACCCAGGGCCGUCCUGAAGAAGAAGCAGAGCAAUGGAAUGGACAUGAUGAGAAGACUGGAGGGCCCGGUGGUGAACAAGGACGUCCUGGAGAUAGUUCAGGACUGGAAAGAUGAGUUCUGUGGUCAGGCCGCAGGGAUGGUUUGA
Rangifer tarandus platyrhynchus (Svalbard reindeer) is the source of this 3156-nucleotide messenger RNA. The record is from the annotation of a GenBank genome assembly. Lineage: Eukaryota; Metazoa; Chordata; Mammalia; Artiodactyla; Cervidae.